This is a messenger RNA of Brettanomyces nanus, 942 nucleotides long. RefSeq lists its product as uncharacterized. The record is from RefSeq and is a predicted model, not a curated record. Gene Ontology annotation, molecular function: ATP binding; protein kinase activity. NCBI's taxonomy places the organism in Eukaryota, Fungi, Ascomycota, Pichiomycetes, Pichiales, Pichiaceae. The transcript has a single exon. Gene Ontology annotation, biological process: protein phosphorylation. The coding region runs from base 1 to 942 and encodes 313 amino acids.
AUGGUAAUAACAGUGCCGUGGUUCCGCAAAAAGAAUAGGCAACUGCGCAAUCACUAUACGUUUCCAAAGAAAUAUGGAACUAAAAAACGACUAGUGAAUAAAGGCUCCACAGCCAAAGUUUAUAUGUAUCAAAAGGAUGCACAGACAUACGCCAUUAAAUUGUUUAAUCCCCGGGAACCCCACGAAACCAGGCAACUCUACAUGGAGACAAUUGAACAUGAAAUGUUAAUCCACCGGAAAUUGCGCCUAAACAACAAUGGACGCUUUGUAGUGGAUCUCCUUGAAGUGUUCACAAUAAAUAGAGACAACGUCUAUUACGUCAUGGAGUAUCUACCUUUUAAUCUUGAGCGAAUAUACAACAGGUUCGGCUAUAUGAUGGAGAGAGAAAUCAGAUUAUGCUACUUUAGGCAACUUGUUCAGGCACUUCAAUUUUUACAGUCACGAGAUAUAAGUCACAGGGACAUUAAGCCUCAAAACUGCUGUAUAGACUAUGAAGGAAGAUUAAAGCUAGUGGAUUUUGGAUCCUCCAUUAGAGGUCAAUAUGCUGUAGGACUUGCAGGUUCCAGGAAGUAUGCUGCUGCUGAAGUGUAUAGAGGUCAGAGAUACGAUUCAUUUAAGGCAGAUGUCUGGUCGCUUGGAGUCUGUCUAGUGCUAUUAUAUUAUUGCAGUGAUUGCAGGUGGAAGAUGGCACGUGAUGAUAGUUUCUAUGAAGCAUACUGUCGGCAUCGCUCCCUAGACAUGGUUGUGAAAGUACCUGGAAACGUAGAAUUGUCGCAGAUCUACGAUCACGACUCCGUCGAUCGGACGAUCCUCUCACUUUUAGACCCCGACCCACAGCUUAGACCUGAGUUGGCAACUCUACAAUUAGAACAUUGGUUCCAGGCAAUCCCGGACCAUUCACAGCCUGACCAUUGCAUCAAUCAUAAGAAGUAUUUAUGCUAG